Molecule: messenger RNA, 1417 nt
Organism: Conger conger (European conger)
Lineage: Eukaryota; Metazoa; Chordata; Actinopteri; Anguilliformes; Congridae
Exons: 8
Coding region: 83-1417 (444 amino acids)
Molecular function (GO): N,N-dimethylaniline monooxygenase activity; NADP binding; flavin adenine dinucleotide binding
Source: RefSeq, a predicted model, not a curated record
GGCAUUCAUCGUAAUCGAAGAGUUUGUCCUCCACUCAAUGGUUAAUUUUACGGUGAAAAGCAGUCGCUGAUACGAGUUACAGAUGGCAGGACUUGGGAAACUCAGAGUGGCAGUGGUGGGUGCUGGAGCAGCAGGGCUUUGUGCUGCACGGCAUCUACUGUCUCGUGGGGAAAGCUUUGCUCCACCGGUGGUGUAUGAGCUCACAAACAAUGUGGGUGGCACCUGGGUGUAUGAGGAUCAGGUGGGAACCUAUGACAAUGGGCUGCCCAUCCAUAGCAGCAUGUACAGAGACCUCAGAACUAAUAUUCCCAAAGAAGUGAUGUCUUUUCCGGAUUUCCCCUUUGAGAAACAUUUGCCCUCAUUCAUUCACCAUACAGAGGUGCGGAACUAUCUUGAGAAAUACUGCGACCACUUCAUGCUAAGAGACCACAUCCAGUUUAACACUAUAGUGGACUCUGUGAAGCCAGUGCAGGUGAAGCAGGGUUGGCACGGGCUGGCCUGGGAUAUUACCACAAGUAAUGGGGUCAGCCAGACCAAGAGUACUCCUGAGUGCUUUGAUGCUGUCAUGGUGUGCAAUGGACAUUUUUAUGACCCUUACAUCCCAGCCAUCCCUGGUCUAAAGACCUUUACAGGGACAUUGAUGCACAGCCAUGACUACCGCAAUGCUGAGCCUUUCGCUGGGAAGUCUGUGGUACUGCUGGGAGCUGGGUUGUCUGGGCUCGAUAUUGCCAUGGAGCUGUCCAAUGUCGAUGCAAAGGUCAUCCUCAGCCACGGACAGCGCCCUCUCACCUGCACACUUCCUAAAGGGGUCCAGCAGGCACCUCCUGUUAAGAGGGUCCUUGAAGAUGGGAUUCUGCAGUUUCAGGAUGGGGGGCAGGCUAAGCCAGAGAUCUUCCUGUUCUGCACUGGCUACAACUUCACCUUCCCUUUCCUCGACUCUAAGCUGGGACUGCGGGUUCAAGAACACCUGGUCACCCCACUCUAUAAGUUCCUGCUGCCACCGGCAUUCCCUUCCCUCUUCAUCGUGGGCAUCUGCAGAGCUAUCUGCCCCUUUCCAAAUUUCCACUGCCAGGUCCAGUUUGUGCUCUCUGUCUUGGAUGGAUCCUUUGCCCUGCCAUCGUGUGAGGAGAUGGAGCAGGACGUGGCGAUGGAUAUAGCCAUGAGGCUGGGGCGAGGCAUUGCCACCCGACAUGUCUUGAAGUUGGACUCAGAACAGUGGGCCUACAACAAUGAUCUAGCUCACCUGGGGGGGUUCAAGCCACUCCCUCCAUACUGGAGUAACCUUUAUGAAUCCAAUAAGAUAUUCCGAGCACGCGAUAUGCUCAACUACAAGACCUACCAGUACACCAUACUCAAUGACAAAGAGUGGAUGGUACACACACAGCAAGGCGAGCCCAUCCAAAAACCCCUACCAUAA